Agrilus planipennis (emerald ash borer) is the source of this 800-nucleotide messenger RNA. RefSeq names its product GTP-binding protein 128up (gene 128up). Gene Ontology annotation, cellular component: cytoplasm. The coding region runs from base 102 to 800 and encodes 232 amino acids. Gene Ontology annotation, biological process: cytoplasmic translation. Gene Ontology annotation, molecular function: GTP binding; GTPase activity. The record is from RefSeq and is a predicted model, not a curated record. The transcript is spliced from 4 exons. Lineage: Eukaryota; Metazoa; Arthropoda; Insecta; Coleoptera; Buprestidae.
UGGAAUUUAACGACAUAUUAAACAUUGCACGUUUCUUGUGUUAAAUAAUAUUUAUAAGAAUUUUUGAAAUCAUAACGUUUCAUUUUUAAAAAAACAAUAAAAUGAGUACAAUAUUAGAAAAAAUUGCGGCUAUAGAAGCUGAGAUGGCCAGAACUCAAAAGAAUAAGGCAACAGCUGGUCAUUUAGGUUUACUUAAGGCAAGACUAGCUAAAUUACGAAGAGAAUUAAUUACACCAAAGGGGGGUGGUGGUGGUCCUGGAGAAGGGUUUGAUGUGGCUAAAACUGGAGAUGCUAGAAUAGGUUUUGUAGGAUUUCCUUCUGUGGGAAAGUCAACUUUGUUAAGUAAUUUAGCAGGUGUUUACUCUGAAGUAGCUUCAUAUGAGUUCACAACACUUACAACUGUCCCAGGCUGUAUAAAAUAUAAAGGUGCUAAAAUACAGUUGUUGGAUUUGCCUGGAAUUAUUGAAGGAGCAAAAGAUGGUAAAGGUAGAGGUCGUCAAGUAAUUGCAGUUGCAAGAACAUGUAGUCUUAUUUUUAUUGUUUUGGAUGUUUUAAAGCCCCUUCAGCAUAAAAGGCUAAUUGAACAUGAAUUAGAGGGCUUUGGGCUUAGAUUGAACAAACAGCCACCAAAUAUAUCAUUUCGGAAAAAAGACAAAGGAGGAAUAAAUUUGAAUUGUAUGGUUUCUCAAUCAGAAUUAGAUUUAGAUACAGUAAGAUCAAUUUUGUCGGAAUACAAAAUUCACAAUGCUGAUAUUACCUUAAAAUAUGAUGCAACCAGUGAUGACCUAAUUGAAAGGUAG